Messenger RNA from Trichoderma virens Gv29-8, 1797 nucleotides. RefSeq lists its product as uncharacterized. The record is from RefSeq and is a predicted model, not a curated record. Lineage: Eukaryota; Fungi; Ascomycota; Sordariomycetes; Hypocreales; Hypocreaceae. The transcript has a single exon. Bases 1 to 1797 code for a protein of 598 amino acids.
AUGGACCAUAUAUCAUUGCCUAUUGAUGAUUUUGCCCACGCUCCGUUGGAAGUGCCUCAUCUCUGUAACGACCGGUUUCGCUAUGACGACCAUGGUUUCCUGACGUACCCGCAUCGAGCUGGCCUGGACCUUGAGAAGAUAAUUGAGAGAGGUCUUGUUGACAUCGAUACUCUUGCACCAGGAUUGCAAGCUUGGCUCUGGUUUGGUCUUUUGGGAGAGAUUCUCGGUAUCGGCUCCAGACUACAUGCUACACAGCGGAUAGCGAAUUAUAAUGCCUUUGUGACCGAGAAUUCUAAAGGAUCCAGUGUGAUUUCGACGACUGGUUUGCCCCGCUAUAUCAAAAAAGCCGGACAGAGAAACGAGACACUGCGUCAGGAUGGCUUCUAUAGCCAAAGAUAUUACGCUUGUUUGAGGGUGGCAAUGGCGUCGAUCAAGCGACUUCUGUCUAGUGAGAUGUGUCGCAAGCAUCUCAAAAGCGGCUGCCAGUUUGCUCGUCUCCCGGCCCUUUUCCGCGUCAUUCUGUCUAUCCAGAUUCUGAUAGAAUCGCUCCAGGCUGCCGAAUCCGUCCUACUUCCUGGGAAAUGGGAUUCGCUCUAUCGGCCGACUAUGGAGAGCUCUGGCUAUGAAUUAGUAGACAGAUUGUUGAUUGAAGCCGGCUGGUGCAAAUAUGAGGUCAACAGGCUCCCUGAGUCGGUGCGAUUACGAUAUUAUCUCAGCUUCUUGCAUCCAAGUGAUGCUGUACAAGACAAAGGGGAUCACUUGUCUUGCACCGAAGAUGCCUGCGUCCAUGUGCCUCAUAGUAUAGAUGAGCAAAAUAUCAAGCCUAGGCAUGUUACGAAAGACUGCAAAUGCUCUAUAGAGACAAUACAAGAUCUCCCCGUGACGAAUCUUGUCGAAGCAGGAGCGGAUCUACUGCUGAGGUUUGCUCAGACAGAUGGGACGGCGCGAAGAUUGGAGUUACUCGAGACUAGGUUCGAUAUCAGCGAGACGAACGAAGUUCCAUUUGUUGCAAUCAGCCAUGUUCGCCACGCUGGACUCGGCAAUGCUGAUGCUCACUCCCUGCCUUACUGCCAACUCGCGAACAUUCAGGAACUCGUCGACAAAAUUUGCCCCCCUUCUGGUAUAGUCAUAAGUUCCACGCCAUUCUGGCUGGAUACCAUGUGUAUACCUUCGGAGCGCCGGGCCCACACAGCCUCUCUCAAGCGCAUUCGCGAAAUCUUCAAGCACGCUUCGCGUGUUCUCGUCAUUGAUCAAGCUCUUUGUUCUCACGCCAUUGGCUCCCCCGAGGAUGCCCUGAUACGGAUUCGAUACUCGCUUUGGAAACGUCGGCUGUGGACUUUGCAAGAAGGAUUCGUUGUGCCUGCCUCAAAUCUGAUAUUCUGUUUUGCAAACGGUCUGUUUUCACUUCGGGAACUUCUGGAUCGUUACGAAGACAAAGCGUUAGUGCCAUUCCCACUUUUGAAAUGCGCGCAGUUUGUUGGAUUUCGCGUGCUUCCUCAUCUAAAAACCACGCUCGAUAUAUUGGAUGACGAUAUCAAGCUACUAGCAGAUAUGCCACAAGCUGUCAUAGGUCAUCUUGAGAAGACAAAGCUACGCCGGAUAUUGCGCUUGGGGUACUUGGCGUCUGAUGAUUUCAAGUAUUUCCAAGAAGACGUAGAGGCGCAGCAGAUACAAAAGCUUCUUCCGUUGCUGGGCGAUUUGUACUUGGAUAUAAAAAAUUCACCCGUGGUACCUGGCUCUAGAUCCGCAGAGCAAGUUGUAUUUUGCCUUGAGAGACUUUAUGGACUUGACAUCUGA